AUGAGGAGGACGUUGUCUUCAAACAUGCGGGUUAAACUGUAUUUAUUUUUAUAAUGUGGCCCGUCACACCGGCAGGAUCGUCCGCGGUGGAGCUGGAUACGCCUCACUUCCGUUUCCCGAAGAGAAACUGUGCUCGGCCGAGAGUCAUUUCUACACAAGUUUAUAUGAAUGCGAGCUAAGUGUCUUUUCCGCACACGCUUCUUGAAAUAAAUUCUGAUCCCGCUUCACCUUGUGAGUACAGAUCACCUGUGCAGGCCCUCUUGACUUGCUCCCCAUGUCGGAAGACCUGAGUAGUGAUGACGACUGGCGCGAGUCCACCGCAAAUCUGAACUACGACGUGCGCAGUCAAAACGUCGACCCACAGUCCCACUUAAAAUGCUGGGAAUGUGGGAAGCUAAUGAAGGACUUGACGAACUUGCUGGAGCACUACAAAAGCCACAACAUCGACGCCACCUGCAACAUCUGCAAAAUAACUUUCUGUCGCCUGAUUUCUCUUUCCACUCACCUGGAAAAUGUACACUCGCCCCCCCGCUGCAACGAUUGCAGCAAAGUGUUCUGCACUGUGUGGGAGCUGAACAAACACGCUGAGACGCCCUGCGUGGCGCCGAAGCCAGGUAAAAAACCCUCGGGCACGAAAGCUGUUGCCAAACAUGAGAACAAAAGCCAUAAUUUUACCAACAAGAUGACUGUGGAGAAAAGUACAAACACCACAGUGAGUGCCCAGAAAGUGACGAUGAAGCAAGAAGAGGGACAUGAGAGCUCGAACCACAGUGCGGAGUACACGAUGGGUGAAGACGACGACAAAGAUGAGAAAUCAACGAGCUCCACAUCCAAUGCCGGAGCAGCGGCGCAUUCUCUACGUGAAAACUCGCAUGCAGACGAGCCGGACGGCGACUCGGACUCCAGUUCAACUGAUUGUUCCAGCGGCCCCCCUAGUCCCCAGCCCCCCAGAGCCGUUCCCACGCCACCCCACAAGAACUUGAUGUGUGCCGCGUGCGGCCGAGGGCCGUUCAGGUCGAUUAAGCUCCACCAGCUGCACUGCAGCGGCUUGAAUGUGAAAUAUCAGUGCUUCCAGUGCAAGCUGGUAUUUCUGUCUGAGGAGUCUCUGAAAGAACACCACAUGCCUUUGUACUCCUGCCACGUCUGCGGGCAGGUUUUCUCACACCAGACCAUGUUGGACGUCCACCCGUGUCGCAAGGACAACCGGUCACCGCUGGUCCUCUUCUGUCCCGAAGCAAUGCCGAAAGUUUGUAACAUAUGCAAAUGCUUUUUUACUUCUGAAAAGACUCUGCUCGCUCACGUCACCAGAGUUCACGUGUCGGUGGUCAGCACCAAGGUGUGCAUCAUCACCAAUCCGUCCCUGUUGAACGAUAAAAAUGUUCCGGCGGGUGUCCACAGCGCGGACGGUCAGACGGCUCUCCCCGGUUCGAACCAGGCUUUUAACGGGAAGCUCCCGGCCGAUCGAAUCUAUGUCGACCCCGUGACGGCUCUGGUGAAAUCCAGACCUUCCUCCUCUCGCCCGGACGCGCCUGCCGCCCCGACGUGUCUGGUACCAGAUGAAGAGGGCGAUCGUCCCGGUACGCCAGCAGACCGGCACCCGAAAUCGCCUUCCCCACAUUCCGGUGACACAGAGACCACAUCGGCCGCCGAGCCCCCGCCCUCGCCCACCAUUCUGGCCCUGUUCGAGAAUGACAGCCUGGCUUUGACCAAGCGCUCCAAGAGCGGCUGGCGCUUGAAGGCCACCUACCCGUGCAGGCAGUGCGGCGCCGUCCUGCGUCACGCCUCCCUCAUCAUCAGCCACCGCUACCUCCACCGGGGCCGGCGCUCGCACCGCUGCCAGUGCGGCCGCUCGUUCCGGCACCGGCUGCACCUGCUGCGACACUGCGUCCAGCACGCCGAGGCCGUCAGCUACAUCUGCGCCAGCUGCGGCGACACCUUCACGGGCGCGAAGCUCUUGGCCCGGCACCUGAGGGGCACGUCGCCCAAGACAUCCCGCCGCCAUCCCAAACGGAAAGGCAAAGGGAACCGGAAGUGCAAGGUGACUCUGACGUGUGACUGCGGACUGUUGUUUUUCAGGCCCUCGGCCUACAUAUGGCAUCAACUCAAAAACAAGACCAGUUAACAGCCGAAGGUGAACCAAACUCCGACCCCCCCUCUAAGAAUUUCCUCCUGGGACGAAUGACGUCAUUUUAUUCUGUUUUAGAUUUUGCAUUCACACAAAGAUCGAAAUGGUGCCCACCUAAAGGAAAAGUGCGUUCAUGCACCUCAAUAACAAACCUGUCUGUUAAAUCCCAGUAAACGGUAUGCAUGAGUCAAAGCUUGCAUAACUAAUAUGUACAUUUUAUUUGUUUUGUUCGACCUGAAUUUCUUUGUGGAAAGUGGUGUAGAGUUUUUCUUUUUCUUUUUUUUUUGUGGGUAUGCAACAUUUUGAAUGAGACCCCCGGUUGUUUAAAAAAAUAACAUUUUGUGUGCACUACAUUUCACAGACCCUAAGAAGCAAUGUUCAAAGUGCUGUUUGAUUUCUGAAUAUUUCUUCUUUCUUUUUACUGUCUUCAGAGGUGAACACAACUUGCAGGAUCAGUCAUCUAACAACCGACUCAGUUUUCAGAUUAAAAAAAAGAAAAUUAGUACAUUCAAACUAUUGUAGACAAUUAUUUGGCACAGAGUAGGAUGAACCCACACACACACACACUCACACGCGAGAUAAACCCAAGUAAAAUAUGCUGUACAUGUCAAAGGGGCCUUGAAAACAAAGCGUUAAACAUUUUAAGAGUAUAUUCUGAUCGUCACUGUUUUUAAUUGAUUCCAAGUGACAAAACCAAAGCAAAAACACGAACAGUCUUUCUCCAGGCAGCAUGUUUUCACUGUGUGCAAAUCAUACAUAGUAAGCAGCGUCAGGCGUUCCUCCUGUGGUAUCUCAACAAAUUGUACAAAUUUACCCACCUUUUUUUUUUCGUCAGAGUUGGAUAUUACUUAAAUGAAAAAAAAAAUCCAGUUUUUCUCAAUAAAAAAGAAAAAAUGUCCAGUUUUGUAUUUUUUUCUUCCCACAAAGUGCAUUCUGAUCAAUGAGGUCAACUUAGGGGUUUUUUUUUUGUUUGUUUGUUUUUUCAGGCUUUUUUCAAUCCAUCUGAUUUAAAAGCUUCACUUCUUCGACAUGUUGAACAGGUUUUGAUGUUUUAGUAGGGAGUGGAAAAGUUUUCAAUAGUUGGCCAAACUGUUUUCAACAGUACCUGGAUUAGUCGGCGUUUACUUUGUGUGUCCACUAGAUGGCGCAGUUGGAUCGAUCUUAGCAAAUUGGCCCACUUGGACAGGAGUUGCAUUGUUUUUAGGACAGGUGGAAGGGUCAGUGACAAACAGGAUUUGGUUAAAUAUACUCAUCGCAGAGGUAACUCGGUCAUGCGUGUAGUUAUUUAGACUCACUAUUGUCUAUUUUCUUCAUCCGACAUAACAUGUAAUCAUAGUGUGAAGAGAAAAGCUCAGUAGUUCUCCCAUGAUGUUGUUUUCACGAUUCUCCUUCUUCAUUCACUCUUACUUUUUUGUCAAAAAUAGUCAGAUAGCAUGAAACCUACAUAAACACGUUUCACUACACGUCUUUAAAUGACAAGUUAGUCCAACUUUUCUUCAAGAUUUUAAACUCUUUGUCACUGAGCCCCGAACUGUUAGAAAUUCUAGUAUGAACUGAUAAAAACCUUAAAUGUUGAUAAUUUCCUGUGAGAUUAGUGUAUGCCAGCCAGUGAAACCCCACGCUUGUUUGGUUUGAAAUAAAGGAAGUUUUUUUUUCAUCCACA
Salarias fasciatus (jewelled blenny) is the source of this 3788-nucleotide messenger RNA. RefSeq names its product zinc finger protein 672. Gene Ontology annotation, molecular function: DNA-binding transcription factor activity, RNA polymerase II-specific; RNA polymerase II cis-regulatory region sequence-specific DNA binding. The record is from RefSeq and is a predicted model, not a curated record. The transcript is spliced from 2 exons. Gene Ontology annotation, biological process: regulation of DNA-templated transcription. The coding region runs from base 275 to 2122 and encodes 615 amino acids. NCBI's taxonomy places the organism in Eukaryota, Metazoa, Chordata, Actinopteri, Blenniiformes, Blenniidae.